UGUUAUCGCUUAAAUAACACUUUGUAGUAUAUUGUUUUUGUACAUAUGUAUGAUGUAUAUGUACAUUGUGUGCAAGUUUUUUUGUGCUCUGUUUCUUCAAACAACUAUUUUUUUGUAAGAUUAUAAAAACAUAAAGGCCAGGAACUUACUCAGCUGUUUUUCAGUGGUUUUACUUAAUUUACUUCAAAAAUCCAUGGAAAAUGUUACUCACAGCAAUCAUACAAGUAAGUGCUUUGUCAUUCUUAUUCUACAGGAUAUAAAAACCUGUGUGUGUGUGUGUGUGUGUGCACAUACACGUAAGUGUGAUGCGAUGUGUGUGUGUGUUUUAUUGUGAGUGUUAUCUAUCAUUUUCUGGAAAGCCUUCCUUCUUCCCUUCUCUUUGUCCCGCCUGUUUGUCUGUGCUGGCCUGGAGAGAGGGAGGUUACUGUAUUACAGAAGGUGAGGAGGGAGGGAAAGAACUUUGUAUGAAGAGAGAGGAAGUCUCAAACUAACAGUCAUAGUUAACUUCUGUCCAGUUGUGAACAGAGUAGCUGCGCUACAGGACUAAAUAGGUGGGCUGGGUACUGGCCGACAAUUUUGGAGGGGAGAAGGAGCUGCAUCUUUCAGGAAAUAUAAAAGUUUGGUCUGAUGUAGAAUAAAGGAUUCUUUCCGUGCUGAUUUAUUCCACCAGAUUUUACACAGAGCAAGACUUCUAACUGUGAAAAGACUCAUUUUGGGUUCCUUGAAGGGGCAGAAGGAUGACUGAACCAGCAGUUAUAUCAAGGUCUCCUUCCAACGCAUCUUCACACAAACACGAGACAACACCCCCUAGUGAUGCAGAUGAUCAAGCAUGGGAUGCUAGUCCUGAAUGUUCCAUCUGCUUCACUUCAUAUGAUAACACCUUCAAAACUCCCAAGAUCCUGGAUUGUAAUCACACCUUCUGCCUGGAGUGUCUGUCCCGCUUCAUCACCGUAUCACCAGAAAAAGAAGGCACACAGAUCACCUGCCCGCUUUGCCGACAACCAACGCCUGUGCCUGAGAAUGGCCCACCAGCUCUGACCACCAGCCAGGAGGUGCUGGAUCAACUCCCCAGCCACCAACAGCAUGAAGAAAAAAUUUGGCUGGAAGGAAAGAAACUCUGCUACGCGAACCCUAUGACACCCAACUGCGUCUGCAUUGAUAUUGGAGGAAGUAAACAAGAGAUUGAGAACCAACAGGAAACAAGAGAGAGCUGUGGGAGCAGGCUGCUUCGGUUUCUGGGCUUUUAUGGAAACUGGAAGAGGCUGCUGAUUCUCACAGUGGUGCUCCUCAUAGUGUUUGCUGUGAUCCUCUGGCCCAUUCAGUGCAGCUUCAGUAGGGGAUUGAUGCGAGGCUGCUUCAGGAUGCAAACACAGAGCAUGAACGUCUUCUCUACAGUUUCAACCACCACUGUUGGGUGAAGAUUUCUCUCUCAAACAUUUUAGUCCAUCUACCACACAUGAUCAAACUAAAUGUGAAAACACCACCUAUUGGGACGACUGUGUGGGCCCUGCCUGCUAUCGCAAUCUGCAAAAAAAUGAUUAUUGUUUUUGAUCAAUGCAGAAUGCCUACUGAGACAUCUCAGAAACAUAGAGACAGAGGAAAUCAACAGUCGUGCGAGACUGAAGUGAAGUGAACUACUGUGUUCACUGUGUUAUGCCAAACCCCUUAAACACUAGUUUAAAUCUUCAGCUAUCAAUCCUAAUGCGGAAACCUUUGGGAAUUGUGAAGCCCCACAGAGUUUAACAGAAGGGCCUAUGACUCUGCUAAUAAUGAUCAUGGACUGGUGAUGCCACAUUGAGAUGCUUUGUGUUCCACCAGUGAUACACAUAUCACAGUUUGAGAAACACUGGUUAAUAUAAAUCUUCAAGUGAACCUUAAUGUGCUAUAUGGUAGCUUGGGUUUGGACCUGGACUCUUGUUUAAGGAUGUUCACAGACAGCACGCCCAUUUUCGAUAUUACAAAACCUUCUUUUGCCAAUAAGAAUCUCUUCGAUCUAAGCCAGACAGCAACACCUUGAGAUUUUUGUGUUGUAUAUUGACUGGAGAAAGUCCCACAUUUUAUAUUGUUGCUAAAAUGAACUGAGCCAUCUAACAAAUUGGAGCACACAAGCUACACUUAUAGAAAAGAAUGAAAUUAAAUUCUUGCUUUUCUUUUAAAAGCCUUUAUGACAAAAAAAUCAAUUUCACAGUUUUGUAAACUACAAAUUGUUUCCUUUUUUGGAAGUCACCAUAGUAAUGUUCAGAUUGUAUAUAUUUCUAUACAGAUUUUUGGACUAGAACAAUUGUACAGUAAAUGUAGCAAUGUUAUAAUGUACAAUAUAUUUUUUUAAAUAAAAAAAAACUUAAAAUGUACAUUUUGGUGAUUUUAAAGAAUGAA
Messenger RNA from Astyanax mexicanus (Mexican tetra), 2376 nucleotides. Its product is annotated as RING finger protein 223. Bases 738 to 1418 code for a protein of 226 amino acids. Lineage: Eukaryota; Metazoa; Chordata; Actinopteri; Characiformes; Acestrorhamphidae. The record is from RefSeq and is a predicted model, not a curated record. The transcript is spliced from 2 exons. Gene Ontology annotation, molecular function: ubiquitin protein ligase activity. Gene Ontology annotation, biological process: protein ubiquitination.